UAUAUUUUAGUACGAAAACGCAACUAUCAGGAAAUGUGAAGGUUUUACAUUUAUCUGCAUAAAUAUUUUCAAAUUAUCGCGCGCAACGUUAGUUAAUGCGCGAGUGCGCAUGUGUGAUUAAAUAAGGAUAUAAGGGAACCUGAUGCUGCGCUUUCUUUUUAUUCCUAUAUUUUCGUAAUAAUAGUCGAAUCUAUACUACAGAAAAGUAGUAUAUUAUAAAUUAUAAAUAUAUUAAAGCAGAGCCACAUGAAAAAACAAUGACUACGUUUCCAUCGAAGGUCCAAAUCGGGUCAGAGUCGGGUUAGAGUCGGGUUGGGGUCAGCGCUUGUACGGUGGAAACGCCAAAGGUUUAGUUGAACUCUACCCUACAAAAUUUUAGGGUAGCGUUCAGUUGAGGUUCGGUGGAAACGACAAAAGUCGAGUUCAUGUUGCCAACAUAACAAAUCCAAAUUGCAUUGUGUAUCACGUGCUGUAUUAAUCGGUGUAGAAGAGGUUAUUAUUACUUUUUGUCGGUGAUCUUGUAAUCUGAGAAAUAAUUUUUGUAUGUUAUUUUGAUAUUGUAAAAUUAAUAUUGCUCAGCUUUACAUGUCACAAUAUGGCAGUUAAUUUUGUGCAGUUGGUAAUGUUCAACCCAACUCCGACCCCAACGUAACUCUGAUCCGAUGGAAACAGGCAAGGCAACUUAACUCUAACCCGACUCAGACCCGAUUUGGACCCUCGAUGGAAACGUAGUCAUAGAAAUUCAAAAUUUAUAAUUUGGACUCGUAUCAAACAAUAGCCAAUCAAAACUGAGCAACGGUUUACCUCCUCAACCUGCCAUAAUGGUUGCCUUCGGCAAAAUUAUCUCCGAAUGUCCCUAUACAUAUUUUUAGAUCUAUGGUAGUAGUUGACUCUACUGGUAUUCUAGUCAUAACCUGCAAAGUAAUAAUUGCAAAAUGUAAUCAAAGUAUAUGCACAUAUCAAAAACAUUGAAAAUUAUGUUACAUGAAAUCGUUAAUUUCAAAAAAGAAUUACUGUGCUUGAAUUACGACAUUCAUGAAUAUAACCGUGAAAAAGAAACGUAAUAAAGGUGCUAUAACCUAGUUCAGUUUAUUAUUUAGACAUCAUGACGCUUACACCUAAAGAUUUAACAAAGUUGCUGGAUAUCCUUGAGGAGGAGAAUUUAGAUACGAGUCUGGAGAAUCUUUGCAAUCAGUUACAUCAAGUAUUUUCUAAAGAAGAUAGAUUCAAAGUAGGAAUGACAUUGGUUCUUCUAUUACAACACAUAGACUUGUUGCCAAAAAAUGUUCAGCGUAUAAUAGCAGUGGCAUUAUUAUUUGAUCUGUAUAGAGGAGAACCUUUGGCGUCUACACCUUUUGCACCAGUUUUCAUUCAAGUUUUGAAACCACAGGAAGAUACAAAUAAUGGAGUACCAAAGACCAACUUUUCAGGGCAUAUUCCAGUUCUGUCACAAUGUGAAAAGAAUUUGUUAGUAAAUUUACUUGGAUAUAAUCAAAAAGAUAUUUUGAAGAAAACUCCAAGACAGAUUGUGGAUGAAUUAUAUUUUGUGUCUGUACCACCUAUCGAUUUAAGUAAUUUACAAGUACAACUGACGGAGCGUCAUUCUGAGUUACCAUCCAUUGCUAAAUGUGGAAAUCCUGUGAUUUUACCUGACAUGGAUCAUUCCAAAGUAACAGAAAUUGAUAAAAACACUGCAAAGAGUAUAACGGAAGUUUUAAUUUCUAAUGAUCCACCAUUAUGUAGUCAGAGUUAUCAUCCUGAGUUUUUGAGACUAGCACCUCCUCUUUAUCGUUCAGUCGAUGAAUUAUCAUGGUUCAAUGUUACAGAACCUUCUCAAUUUACGAUUGAAUAUGACACUAAUAUGUGCGUUUCAAAUUGUGCUGGUGCAGAAGCACGAAGAUUAAUGGGCAAAGCAUUUAAAAGCGUACUCACAUUACAGCAACAGCAACAUCUGGUUAACGAAUUAGACAGAGAUCCCAAAUUGGUGUAUCACAUUGGCCUUACUCCUGGAAAAUUACCAGAUCUGGUAGAAAAUAAUCCCUUGAUUGCAAUUGAGGUUUUAUUAAAGCUUAUGCAAUCAAGUCAAAUAACAGAGUAUUUCAGUGUUUUGGUAAAUAUGGAGAUGUCACUUCAUUCUAUGGAAGUGGUCAAUAGAUUAACAACUACUGUAGAUUUGCCAACAGAAUUUGUCCAUUUGUACAUCAGCAAUUGUAUCUCUACUUGUGAAACUAUAAAAGAUCGCUAUAUGCAAAAUCGUUUAGUACGCUUAGUUUGUGUUUUUCUACAAUCCUUGAUCAGGAACAAAAUCAUAAAUGUAAAAGAACUUUUUAUCGAAGUACAAGCUUUUUGCAUAGAAUUUAGUCGCAUUAGAGAAGCUGCUGCUCUCUUUCGUCUUCUUAAGCAACUUGAAUCUGGUGAUAUAGGUGGAUUGAAUACACCAUCUAAUAAUAAUAAAUUAGAUAUGUGUUAAUAUAAUUAACAUUUAAUUUUGCAAGCACUUGAUAAAAGAUUAAUAGGCUAUCGAAAUUUGUAAUUAUUUUUGCUGAUUUAUUAAAUUACAACGAAUUAAGACUAAUGUUUCUGAGUUUUUUUUUAAAGUGAACAUUAUGAAUUCAAUUAGGUUUUAUACCCACUUUUGAUAUUAGCAUAACUCAUUUAUUUUUUAUUAGUUAUGGAAGUAACCAACAUGAUAAAUAAUACUUCUGUGUAAAAAAUUGAAAGAUAAAAUUUUUUUUAUACAAAUUUACAUUAAAUAUAUUUAUUUACAUGUCAUGGUAUUUUAUUGUUGGAACUAAAUAAAAUACAUGUAUACUGUUAUUGUGGGUGUAUUAUACUGUAUUAAUAAAAUUAUUUUCUAGUAAUAGUGAGCUGUAAAAAUCGUACUUAGGAAAAAAUAAAAAAGAUCGUUAUUAUCUAAUUCAUAUUAAACGUUCUUUGUUAUUGGUAAUCAGACAUAUUUUAUAAUACUUUGUACACUUACAUCUCUAAAAUAAGAUACUUUUACAAACUACACAAUUUGUACUUUAAAAAAUAAAGCAAAUAAAGAAUAUUUUUUCUAUCUUAAAUA
Molecule: messenger RNA, 3067 nt
Organism: Megachile rotundata (alfalfa leafcutting bee)
Lineage: Eukaryota; Metazoa; Arthropoda; Insecta; Hymenoptera; Megachilidae
Gene: Not11
Product: CCR4-NOT transcription complex subunit 11
Cellular component (GO): CCR4-NOT complex
Source: RefSeq, a predicted model, not a curated record